This is a messenger RNA of Fukomys damarensis (Damara mole-rat), 2741 nucleotides long. It is a transcript of the gene Nfil3, whose product is annotated as nuclear factor, interleukin 3 regulated. Bases 984 to 2375 code for a protein of 463 amino acids. Gene Ontology annotation, cellular component: nucleus. Gene Ontology annotation, biological process: transcription by RNA polymerase II; regulation of DNA-templated transcription; immune response. NCBI's taxonomy places the organism in Eukaryota, Metazoa, Chordata, Mammalia, Rodentia, Bathyergidae. The record is from RefSeq and is a predicted model, not a curated record. Gene Ontology annotation, molecular function: DNA-binding transcription factor activity; DNA binding. The transcript has a single exon.
ACUGCAUCCUAUUAGGACAGAAUUUUCAGGAUCCAGAAAUACUUUGAAGGCUUUAGUAUUUCCUUCUGAUAAGUCAAUUUGAAGGAAUCAGAAAAAGGGACAUUUCUAAUCUAUAAACACAGAUACUCCUGAGAUGCUGGUUGUGUGGAAAGCUUUGGUCCUUGUCACCUGGGCAGGAUGAGUCACUGGGGAGUUUGCAGGACUGUGAGCCUGGUAGGCAGAUAGAUGUGAGGGCUGAUGUGUGUCCACAUGAAGACCAACAACUCAGUUGUUCAUGUAGCUUUCAGUUUUCUGGAAAUAAAACUCAGCUCCAUUUAUGUUCUCUUUUAUCCAUGAUUGCAAAACUUGUUUACAGAUGUUGGAGGUCUUUACUUGGCGGAUUUCCUUUGAAGAGGAAGGUAUGUUCGCUCAGCAGCCAUAUAAAUGUUAUCUGAAAUUAUUCAGAAGUGCCACAAUGUGCAAGUGUUAGUUAGAAACUCACCAAUCAGCAGUGACCUAUUACUUCCUUCCUGUAAUGGCCCACCCCCUACAGCCACACUGGCCAGUUCUCGUUAAACACAGCCAUCCUCUACUUCUCCCUGCCCAAAGGUGGUUUUAUCUAGUUUUUUUCUUACUCUUAGAGCACAGAACCCCCUGCAGAUAGGACCUUUAUCACUUUACAUAGAAAGUAUUUGAGUACUUCAACUUUUUUUAAGUUGCAAACUUGGAAGGAAAGAACUCUGGCUUGUUCAUGCUUAUAUUCUCCAGAUGCUUAGCGAUUACCUGUGUGUAUUGGCAGCCGACAUUUAUCCCAAUGAGUAAUGGUUUAUUUUUGUAUGUUGCAGAUAACCAGAAGACCUUACCCUCUUCAGUAAAAGGAGCGUGACAAAUUUGCCCCAGAAAGUGAACAAGGGAAGACUGUUGAUGGAUUUUAAAAACAUUUGAGAAUACUGGGAAAGUAACUUGUUCUCCUCCGCUGUAUAUUUAGGGUAAGACUGUUUCUGAUGCAGCUGAGAAAGAUGCAGGCCGUCAAAAAGGAGCAGGCAUCCCUUGACACUCCCAGCAACACAGACAAGAUGAUGGUACUGACUGCAGCCUUGCCCGAGGUGCCGGAGGACCUGUCCACAGCGGAAGAGCUGCUUCUGGGUGAGGGAAGCGUGGGCAAAAACAAAUCUUCUGCCUGCCGGAGAAAACGGGAAUUCAUUCCCGAUGAGAAGAAGGAUGCUAUGUAUUGGGAGAAGCGGCGGAAAAACAACGAAGCUGCCAAACGUUCUCGUGAGAAGCGCAGGCUGAAUGACCUGGUUUUAGAGAACAAACUAAUUGCGCUGGGAGAAGAAAAUGCCACUUUAAAAGCUGAACUGCUUUCCCUAAAAUUAAAGUUUGGUUUAAUUAGCUCCACAGCAUAUGCUCAGGAGAUCCAGAAACUCAGUAAUUCCACAGCUGUGUACUUUCAAGACUACCAGACCGCUAAGCCCACGUCUGGGAAUGCUUUUGGGGACGAGCACGAGCCGGGCCUGGUGGCAGGCAGCUGCAUCUCUGUCAUCAAGCACUCUCCACAGAGCUCCGUGUCGGACAUGUCUGAGGCAUCCUCUGGGGAGCACACGCAGGAAAGUCCUGUUCAGGGCAGCUGCAGAAGUCCUGAGAGCAAGUUCCAGGUCAUCAAACAGGAGCCAGUGGAGCUGGAGACCUUCCCGAGGGAACCGAGAGAUGACCGGGGUUCCUAUACAGCCUCCAUCUACCAGAGAUACAUGGGGAGCUCUUUUGCCAGCUACUCACACUCUCCUCCUCUCCUGCAAGUCAACAGAUCCUCCAGUAACUCUCCAAGAACCUCUGAGACCGACGAUGCUGUGGUGGGAAAGUCCUCCGAUGGGGAAGACGAGCAGCAGGUCCCCAAGGGCCCCAUCCACUCCCCAGUGGAGCUCAAACAUGUGCACACCACAGUGGUGAAAGUCCCCGAGGUGAACUCCUCUGCCUUGCCACAUAAGCUUCGGAUCAAAGCCAAAGCCAUGCAGAUCAAAGUAGAAGCCUUUGAUAACGAGUUUGAGGCCACUCAAAAACUUUCCUCACCCAUUGACAUGACAUCUAAAAGACAUUUUGAACUUGGCAAGCAUAACACCCCAAGUAUGGUACAUUCUUCCCUCCCUCCUUUCUCAGUGCAGGUGACGAGCAUUCAAGAUUGGUCUCUCAAAUCAGAACACUGGCACCCAAAAGACCUGAGCGGCAAGACUCAGAAUGGUUUCAAAACUGGAGUGGUGGAGAUUAAAGACAAUGGAUACAAAGUUUCUGACUCAGAGAACUUGUACUUAAAGCAGGGGAUAGCAAACUUAUCCGCAGAGGUUGUCUCACUUAAGAGACUUAUAGCCACACAACCAAUCUCUGCUUCUGACUCUGGGUAGAUGACUACUGAGCAGGAGCGGGGCACUGAAAAAGAUGUCAUUUGCAAUAGACCAGUAUGUUUUGUAUUACUCUGAGUUUCCACUGGACCUGUGAUGUCAUUUCACUGUAAUGUGCACAUGUUGUCUGUUUGGUGUCUGUGUGCACAGAUGAUGCGAUUAGCUUAUGUCCUCACUUUGCCUUGUGUAUAGUCAGAUAGUCCAUACAAAGGCUGUACAUACCGAACAUUAUUUUUGUUGUUCUGUUAUAAAGUAUGUAAGUUACCAGUUUCAAUAAAGGAUUGGUGACAGACACAGAACUUCUACUCCAUUGCACUUGAUUUGAUGGGGAAAGAACAGGCAGUUUUAAGUUACAAAAAUAGCUAUUGA